This is a messenger RNA of Spea bombifrons (plains spadefoot toad), 435 nucleotides long. It is a transcript of the gene MZT1, whose product is annotated as mitotic spindle organizing protein 1. The transcript is spliced from 3 exons. Gene Ontology annotation, biological process: microtubule nucleation by interphase microtubule organizing center; gamma-tubulin complex localization; mitotic spindle assembly. The record is from RefSeq and is a predicted model, not a curated record. Bases 21 to 239 code for a protein of 72 amino acids. Gene Ontology annotation, cellular component: spindle; gamma-tubulin ring complex; centrosome. NCBI's taxonomy places the organism in Eukaryota, Metazoa, Chordata, Amphibia, Anura, Pelobatidae.
GUCCGUUCUGCAGCGUUGCGAUGGCGAGCGCAUCUGGCAGUUUGAGUGCAGUGCGGGAGACCAUGGACGUACUUCUCGAAAUAUCACGAUUGUUGAACACUGGCCUGGAUAUGGAAACCCUGUCGAUAUGUGUGAGGUUAUGCGAACAAGGCAUUAAUCCAGAGGCCUUGUCCUCUGUUAUAAAGGAGCUCCGCAGGGCAUCAGAAGCUCUCAAGGCUCCCGAUAAUGCGGCUAGCUAGCAAGUAUUGCUUCUGAUGGAUCGCUUUUUAUAUCAAGUUUGGAAGCAAUAAUGUUUCAGAAUCUGGCGGCUCUCUGACGCAAUCCUCAAUUUGAAGCUCUGCGUACAUUAUGGAAUACUUGGACUUUUAUAUUUACUUUUUCCAUAUUUAUAUUAUGUCAAGCACUUGAACUAUUUAACAAUGUUUUGUAACAUUU